Molecule: messenger RNA, 1254 nt
Organism: Ailuropoda melanoleuca (giant panda)
Lineage: Eukaryota; Metazoa; Chordata; Mammalia; Carnivora; Ursidae
Gene: TM4SF20
Product: transmembrane 4 L six family member 20
Exons: 6
Coding region: 109-855 (248 amino acids)
Cellular component (GO): membrane
Source: RefSeq, a predicted model, not a curated record
GGCUGGGCAGAAAAUAAAGACGACAGUAAGAUACUUCAGACCCUCAGAGUCCUAUUGUAAAUAUGUCACCGGAACACAGAAAUUCAGAACUCAACAUCUGCUGAAACCAUGUUCGGGGCCGGAGAGGGGACUACUCAGCAGCAGAAGGCAGACAUGGGGGUGACCAUGACCUGCUGUGAAGGAUGGACAUCCUGCAAUGGAUUCAGCUUGCUGGUUCUGCUUCUACUGGGAAUAGUUCUCAACGCAAUCCCUCUCAUCGUCAACGUUGUGGAUGAAGGCCAAUUUUUUCACAACCCCAUCUCUUGCUUUGAGUGGUGGCUCCCAGGAAUUAUAGGAGCAGGUCUGAUGGUCAUUCCAGCAACAACAAUGUCCUUGGCAGCGAGAAAAAGAGCCUGCUGCAACAACAGAACUGGAAUGCUUCUGUCAUCACUUCUGAAUGUACUCACGGUCAUUGGUGCUGCGUAUUGCAUGUUGGUAUCUACCCAGGCUCUCUUGGAAGGUCCUCUCAUUUGUAACUCUCCAGAGAACAGCACACCCAGUUGUGAAUUUUCAUUCAGUAACUUGAGUGACAUUCAUCCCGAAUCCUUCAAUCUGCAGUGGUUCUUCAGUGAGGCUUGCGUGUCUCCUACUGAUGUCACUGAUCCCACCACCAAUGGCAUCACAGCUGGUGACUGGAGAAAACACACCUUGCACUUCGAUUCUAAAGAAAACAAGUACAGGGUGAUCCAUUUCUCCGUGUUUUUAGGCCUACUACUCGUGGGGAUCCUGGAGCUUCUGUUUGGGCUCAGUCAGAUGGUCAUCGGUUUCCUUGGCUGUCUCUGUGGAGUCAGUAAGCGGAGAAGUAGAAUUGUAUAGUUUCAUGGUAAUAAAAUGGAAAUAUCAGCAGUUUGAAUCAUUUAAAUUGCAUUUAAAAGACACUCUUUGGGGUGCCUGGGUGGCUCAGGUCUUGGUCCUGGGGGGGGGGUCCCAGCUCAGUGGGGAGCCUGCCCCUCCCUCUGGCUUGUGCUCUCUCAAAAAAAUAAAAUCUUUAAAAAAAAAAAAGACACUCUUUUAGAAGUUCAAAAAUGGGACACUGUCUAGAAAGCUCUAUGAGUCACUUUAGGCCAAAAGUCAUCUUUGAGGUGAUUAAAAAAAUCAGUCUUACGUGUAUAAAGCAAAAACAAUCACCCGUGGUUGACUUUGGAGAAAAGUGGAGAGAAGUUUUCAAUUUGUUUUGUAUUUUUUGGUACUUCUGUAGUAUUCGAAUUUUUUAAU